This is a messenger RNA of Dermacentor albipictus, 3168 nucleotides long. RefSeq lists its product as uncharacterized. The record is from RefSeq and is a predicted model, not a curated record. Lineage: Eukaryota; Metazoa; Arthropoda; Arachnida; Ixodida; Ixodidae.
AUCACGCACGAGUAUACAUUGUCGUUGAGUGGUUCUGAAAUCGCUGCGCUAGGGACGACUGCAACCAAGCGUUGCGACAAGUUACGGUGGGAGCUUCUGUCCGUGCUGUGUGAUUGCGACGAGGGGACCGCCGCCAGCAGCAGCGUUUCGCCGAUUUCGUCUUUGCCGACAUCGAGCAAGUGCGCUCGCCGGAAGCGCCCGAAGUGCUGCGGUUUGCACUGCAUCUUUCAUUGUGAUAUGGGAGAUCGCAACGGACAGAGACGACCAGAUGCAUACGAACCACUACCAGCGGGGACCUGUGACCUGUGGCAUAUUUCUCUUAACGUCUCAGGUAUUCAAGAAAUGCCAACAUCCAGAAGAAGACGCCAUCUUAUCCAGCACGUUAUUGGUACACUCUGGUGGCUCCCGCCCCUGCAUCCUACCACCACUGUGUCCCGACUACGUCCACUAGGGAGUUUGAAGCCUUUGGCGGCUCCUGCCGCUGCGUCCUGCCACCACCAUGUCCUGACUACGUCCACUAAGGAGUUGGCAGCCUUCGUGAUGAUGCCAAGCAGGCUGGAAGCCGACAGAAAGAUUAAGGUUGCCUCGAAAUUUUACCAAAGCCGUACCACACACUCGGGCCAGGCCUCUUGCAAACGGCGUAUAACCAGGCUCAACGCAUGAGUGUCGAGUGAGUCCGGAGAUCAAGGCAACCUGCUGUGCGACCAGCGUGCAACCUUUGGUGACCUCUCUACAUGUUCCACCUAUUUCACAGCUGCACCUCAGCUGCAACUUAUCCAAACAGCAUCACCAACUGUGGUCACUCAUCGAACCAUGGAUGAAUGUUAGGGUGGAGUGAUUUGAAGAGACAUUCUAUUUGUCUCUUCAAAUUCUUAGCAAAUACUUGUGUUAUUAUAAUUAAUAUGUGUCUUUAGUGCCUAGUUUUUAAUGGUUCCUUUCUAUUAGAAUUCUCACCAUCGAUUCCUGCUAUUACUAUAAUGUAUGUCUUUAUGCCCAGUUUUUCGUAGUUCUUUUGUACUUGUGUAUGUAAUUGAUAGAUUCAUACUUGUUAUACAGAAAGCUAAAAUGCAAACUUACAGCAUUUUUUUCUUUCUUUUGAUUAUCUACAGCACUGCAAAGUGUUCAAGAAAUGUAACCUAACGUGGGCUCUUGUGCAGGAAAAAUUUAAGAGCAAUAUAGAGUACUUAUUUCAAACACCCAUUAUUCUUGGAAAAGUCAAGAAUAUAGGAGCACAAAAAAGAAAAUAUUAAACUAGAGAAACAUAAGUUCCCCUCAUAAGUCUGAUAAUAAUGUGACUUCCUUUCACUGCAAAGAUACCAGUAAUAUACUCGCAUACAAGGUUUCAAACAAGAAAGCUAUGAUGCCCUUUGCAUUUCUCGGUGCCCAUUUGUCACACUGACGAAUGUCAAAGGCAUCGUAGGUUAUAUGCACACAUUGGUUGUGUUACACUUUUGAGUAUUUCAUUUCUCAAACACAAAGGUUUACAGCAGUGCUUUAAAUAGCAAGUGCAUUUCCUAAUUUAUUAGUGCAAGAGUAACAGUACAGAUCAUGUAAAAACUAUUUUACAGACUAUAUGUCCAUGGAUGCACGCUUCUGAUGACAUAGCAGUGACGUGGUCGUGGGAUGAAUGUCUUUAUUUCAGAUUUAAAUAUUGUCUUCCAGGUCUGGGUUAGUCUCCUACACUGAGUAGUCUAGGUCAGAGUCCAUUUACUAGAGAAAGUGGAUUAAACUAGAAAUUAUAAACAUCAAAAGAUCUUGUUUAGGACACUAAUGAGACAAUCAGCAAGGUUCUUUGGUUAUUCAUUUCCAAAUUUGUGAGGAUAUAUGUUAUGACUGGUUUCAAUAUUGUGAGUACAAAUAUUUGUUUAUUGUCACACAAGAGUUGGCUGCCCCCAUUUGUAUACAACCCCUUUACAGGCUAAAAAUUCAGUGUGUUACCCUAUUUACUCGCAUAAUGAUCGCACUUCUUUGCAAAAAAAAUUGACUCAAAUUCAGGGGUGCGGUCAUUACACUGGUUAAUUUUCCCGCAAAAAGAAAAAAAUAUAUUAUCUGGCAUUUACUAUGGGAUGACAACAGGUCAACAAAUAGGCGGCUGCUGCUGUAUGUAGUGCAGGACACGAAAAAAAAUGGUGGCCGGCAGAGCAAGCCGAACGCGCCGAAUGCAUUUUUCUUCUCGUGAGUACAUUACAGUGCAUUCAAACAGUUUCUUCCAUAUUAGUAAUGAAUAAUAUUGGCAAGUUUGCGGCAAUAACAUAGCCAUGCCCACUUUGAGGGGACAGAAACAGAUGGGCGCACUUAGCUGCCAGUGACAUAGGAACACAUGCUGCGGAAACUGCGGCAUUUGUCUUCACCACUAUCCUAACGUGGCACGUUUCCGCUAAGGGUGGGUGAAUAUCUUAGCUGCGUUACAAACGUCGGCGAAUGAAUAGGGUACACUUCUAACGUAUCAGUGUAAACGUGGCUGCUAUCAUUGCCGCUCGCGAUUUGUUGCGUGCCCACAAGUGCAGAUGAGAAGAAUCGAAAGACGCCUUUUUUUGUUGUUUUUGUUGACCACAACCAUUAUAAAGCCUACACAUAAUAAAGGAAAGUUUGGUUGUAGCUUUUUUUUGUCGUAGAAGUGCGGAAAGUGAUGAAAGCAAUGAAAUGGGGCAUCUGCUUAAGAAAGUUUUUUGCGUGCAGACUGCUUGGUUUGUCUUGAAGAGUCGUUCGCAUAGCAGUCGACAGAUGGUAAGCGCGAUCAUUAUUAGCUAGAUUUGGCACGUGACACAUCGCUGCGGCAAGUUCGGGGUGAAAUCAUUACGUGGGAAAUAAAAAAAAUCGAAUUAAAACGACAAAAUUUAGGGGUGCGAUCAUUACGCGAGUGCAAUCAUUAUGCGAGUAAAUACGGUAAUAGGCUGUUUUUGGUUUUGUGCACUCUAUGUUAAGGGAUGCAAAUGGUGACAUACAACAGAAUGCAAAAAUGACUAAUGAAUUCAAGCAGGGCAUGGGGCUUUUUAGGCAGAUGCGUGCGUGUGCUAUUUAUAAAGCUCCCCAUGGUAUGCCUGAAGGCAUUUUCUAACACUUUGGUAGAAUACACUGACACCCACUUAUUAACUCCUCGAAACAACUUUUUUAUAUAUUUGUACUAGAGAUUUGAAUAUACUGUCAUUCAUAAAGUGUUUUAUUAGA